CAGUCUGAGGCAGGUGCCCGACAUGGCGAGUGCUGUGCUGCCGAGCGGAUCCCAGUGUGCGGCGGCAGCGGCAGUGGCGGCGGCGGCGGCGCCUCCCGGGCUCCGGCUCCGGCUUCUGCUGUUGCUCCUCUCCGCCGCGGCACUGAUCCCCACAGGUGAUGGACAGAAUUUGUUUACGAAAGACGUGACAGUGAUCGAGGGAGAAGUUGCAACCAUCAGCUGCCAAGUCAAUAAGAGUGACGACUCUGUGAUUCAGCUGCUGAAUCCCAACAGGCAGACCAUUUAUUUCAGGGACUUCAGGCCUCUGAAGGACAGCAGGUUUCAGCUGCUGAAUUUUUCUAGCAGUGAACUCAAAGUGUCGUUGACAAACGUCUCCAUUUCUGAUGAAGGGAGAUACUUCUGCCAGCUCUACACCGACCCCCCCCAGGAAAGUUAUACCACCAUCACAGUCCUGGUUCCGCCACGCAACUUGAUGAUCGAUAUCCAGAAGGACACUGCGGUGGAGGGCGAGGAGAUCGAGGUCAACUGCACCGCCAUGGCCAGCAAACCAGCCACGACUAUCCGGUGGUUCAAGGGGAACAAGGAGCUGAAAGGCAAAUCGGAGGUGGAAGAGUGGUCAGACAUGUACACCGUGACCAGCCAGCUGAUGCUGAAGGUGCACAAGGAGGACGACGGGGUGCCGGUGAUCUGCCAGGUGGAGCACCCUGCAGUCACCGGAAACCUGCAGACCCAGCGGUAUCUGGAAGUACAGUAUAAGCCUCAAGUGCAUAUUCAGAUGACUUAUCCUCUACAAGGCCUAACCCGCGAAGGGGACGCGCUUGAGUUAACAUGCGAAGCCAUCGGGAAGCCCCAGCCUGUCAUGGUGACUUGGGUGAGAGUGGAUGAUGAAAUGCCUCAACAUGCUGUACUGUCUGGGCCCAACCUGUUCAUCAAUAACCUAAACAAAACAGACAAUGGUACCUACCGCUGUGAAGCCUCAAACAUAGUGGGGAAGGCUCAUUCGGAUUAUAUGCUGUAUGUAUACGAUCCCCCCACAACUAUCCCUCCUCCCACAACAACCACCACCACCACCACUACCACCACCACCACCACCACCAUCCUUACCAUCAUCACAGACACAACGGCGACGACAGAACCAGCAGUUCACGAUUCUCGAGCAGGUGAAGAAGGCUCGAUACGGGCGGUGGAUCACGCGGUGAUCGGCGGCGUCGUGGCCGUGGUGGUGUUUGCCAUGCUGUGCUUGCUCAUCAUUCUGGGGCGCUAUUUUGCCAGACAUAAAGGUACAUACUUCACUCAUGAAGCCAAAGGAGCCGAUGACGCAGCAGACGCCGACACGGCUAUAAUCAAUGCAGAAGGAGGACAGAACAACUCGGAAGAAAAGAAAGAGUACUUCAUCUAGAGCAGCCUUUUGUUUCAAUGAGGUGUCCAACUGGCCCUAUUUAGAUGAUAAAGAGACAGUGCUAUUGGAACUUGCCAGAGAAAUUCGUGUGUUUUUUUAUGAAUGGGUGGAAAGGUGUGAGACUGGGAAGGCUUGGGAUUUGCUGUGUAUCAACAAAAUGUUCUUUGAAAAGUACGCUCUGCUGUUUGACACCUCUUUUUGGUUUUUUUUUUUUUUUUUUUUUUUUAAUUUGUGUUAUUUCCUACCAAGUCAAACUUGGACACUUGGGUUGAGUUUCAGUAGACUGCAGAAAAUUCUGUGCCUUGUUUUUUCGUUGGUUGUGUUCCUUUUAGUUUGCCCUUUGUGCGCAUUUAUUUUUCCCCAACUAUUUUUGAAAUUUUGCUUUUCCAAAAUCUCCCCUUUUGGAACUUACCUGCUGGGAUUCCUUAGAAUCUUUUCCUCCCUCAACCCCACCCCCUUUGUUUUUUUUUUUUUUUAAUUGUUUUAACUUCGUUUUAUUUUUGCAGUAACUGCUUUCUGUUCAAACUUCAGUUUCAUAAAAAGGAGAACCAGCACAGUUUAGAUUUCAUAGUUCAGAAUUUAGUGUAUCCAUAAUGCAUUCUUCUCUGUUGUCGUAAAGAUUUGGGUGAACAAUGAAAACUCUUUGCUGCUGCCCAUGUUGCAAAUACGUAGAGCAGUGAAGACUAGAAAAUUAGACUGUGAUUUCAGAAAAUGUUCUGUUUGCCGUGGAACUGCAUUACUGUACAGGGUUACCUGCAAGUGAGGUGUGUCACAAUGAGAUUGAAUCUGUCUUUAAUUCCGUAUCUGUAGACGGCUCAGUAUAGAAACCCCACGCUGUCCAGAAAGGUUUAGGGCAGGAAGGACGCCUUCGUUUUCGAUGCCCUAAACAGACCUGACAGGUGAGGUCUGUUCCUUUUAUGUAAGUGGACAAAUUUGAGUUGCCGCAGGAGGGGAAGUGGGGGGGGGGGGGAGACCGUUCUGCUCUGGUUAUUUCUGUUCCAAAUGAUCCCAUCCACCUUUCCCAAUCGGCCUGACUUCUCACUAAUUUGUAGGAAAAAGCAAGUCCGUGUGUUGUGCGAGUGACUGAAUGGGCCGGGUUUUUGGUUUUAUUUUUUUCUUUUGUGCUUAGUUAGGGAGGCGGUAGGAUGUGGCCUGCAUGUACUGUAUAUUACAGAUAUUUGUCAUGCUGGGAUUUCCAACUUGAAACCGUGUGAAACUUUCAUUCCUUCAGAUUUGGCUUGACAAAGGCAGGAGGCACAAAAAAGAAGGGCCGGUAUUGUUCCCACACUGGUCUGCUGUCCACCUCAGUUCUCGAAAGGUCAGCACAGAGGUGGACAAGCAGCAGGUCGGGAUUUUCAGUUACUUAAUCAAAACUCCAAUGUGAGUGUUUUUAUCUUUUUACCUUUCAUACACUAGCCUUGGCCUCUUUCCUCAGCCUUAAGAACCAUCUGCCAAAACAUUUCUGAUCCUCGCAUGAUGGCAGCCAUAGCGCAUAGCUACUAAAAUAAGUUACCCUGGACACGACUUGGGUGGGGAGCCUUGGGGGAACGGAGAGGAGUCGAGUUGCCACUUAAGGUUCUUUUAAAGAAAGAUGGGGGUUUUUGUUUUUCACUGAAAUGUCUAGGAAAUCUAGAAGUCGUUCUGAAGGACGCAAACUAAACUCUUACCAUAUGUGUUGGUAAGGCUCCAAAUUCCAGAGAACAGUCCCUAUGGAAAGAUGGCAUUGAAAAAGAUAGAUCUCUCUCUAUAUAUAUAAAUAUAUAUUAUAUAACAUUUUCAGUGAGUAAUUUUGGAUUUUGCAAGGUGCAUUUUUACUAUUGUUACAUUAUGUGGAAACCUUCCGCUGAUUUAUUCAAGGGGAAAAAAAAGUGUCAACUCUUUGUUAUUUGAAAGCGUGUUUAUUUUUCUCGUCUUUAUUUUCAUCUUUGAUAGAACCAUUGCAAUAUGGGGGCCUUUUGGGAACGGACUGGUAUGUAAAAGAAAAAUCCAUUUUUUCGAGCAGCAUUUUGUUUACCCCUCUCCUAUCCCUAGGCACUUAACCAAGACAAAAAAAAAAAAAAAAGCCACAGCAAACAUCUCUUUUUUCAAUGGAUUUUAUAAUGUGCAGCUCUGCUCCGAGCCCUUAGCACCCAUCCUGACCAUAGUAUAACCAUAUCACAGGGUGAGAAGCAUUUAGCAUGUUGUUGAAAGAAUUUUUUUUGGUUGUUCUUUUUAGAAAAAAAUGAAACGAACAGAAAAAAAAAAAAAAAAACAACCUACCAUUGCUCACAGAAUUGGCAUCUCAUUUUUUGGGACCGCCCGUCCUUCUGUUUUGAACAGUGUACAGUAGUGCCGUGUUCCUGAUGUAACUUUAUGGCUUAUAAUGUUGACAUGUCUCAGGUUCAUGUGUUUCGAUUGGUGUUUUCCGUCUCAGGUAGAUUGCAAAGUGUAGGCCCCACACAUUGGAAAAAAAAUAAUAAAACAAAGCAAAAACAGGAAAUUAUGGGUUUUAGUUGUAUAUUGGUUUAUGUAUUUUUCUUAAGUAUACAGUGCACUGUUUGAAAUGUAUUGUUGAGUAUUACUUUGUACAGGUUGAUCACUUUUUUUAGAGUGAAGAAAGAACAAACUUGUUUUUCUUUUUGUGUUUUUUAAAGGAAUAUAAAAUAAUGAAGGAUGUAUAAUUGAUGCCAAAUAAGCUUGUUCUUUAGUCACACCGGCGUCUUAUUUUUCCCUUUAGGCCAGUUCUGUUUUUAAGGUGUACAUGGACAAUGUUACAGUGUAAGAAACUCCAUAUCCAUAUGUUCUCAUUCGCAUUUUGUAUUGGUUCAUGUAUACCAUUUUUACAAAAGAAAAAAGAAAAAAAAAGAAGUACUAUAAAAUAUCUGUCUUCUUAAUAAAAAAAAUUAAUGUUACAAAGUGA
Lepus europaeus (European hare) is the source of this 4298-nucleotide messenger RNA. RefSeq names its product cell adhesion molecule 1 (gene CADM1). Bases 23 to 1399 code for a protein of 458 amino acids. The record is from RefSeq and is a predicted model, not a curated record. The transcript is spliced from 11 exons. Gene Ontology annotation, cellular component: plasma membrane; synapse; neuron projection. NCBI's taxonomy places the organism in Eukaryota, Metazoa, Chordata, Mammalia, Lagomorpha, Leporidae. Gene Ontology annotation, molecular function: signaling receptor binding. Gene Ontology annotation, biological process: cell recognition; susceptibility to natural killer cell mediated cytotoxicity; detection of stimulus.